Echinococcus granulosus is the source of this 567-nucleotide messenger RNA. RefSeq lists its product as hypothetical. The record is from RefSeq and is a predicted model, not a curated record. The transcript is spliced from 2 exons. Bases 1 to 567 code for a protein of 188 amino acids. Gene Ontology annotation, cellular component: extrinsic component of endoplasmic reticulum membrane. Gene Ontology annotation, biological process: vacuolar proton-transporting V-type ATPase complex assembly. NCBI's taxonomy places the organism in Eukaryota, Metazoa, Platyhelminthes, Cestoda, Cyclophyllidea, Taeniidae.
AUGGGCUGCCCUCCGCCUACUGAUGAUGAUAUUAAUAGGGUCCUGUUGGUGCACUUGGCUAACGUUUCUGCUUACCUAGAAAUUUAUCACCACCUUGAAAACUCACUCAAAACAGGUCGUAUUUCCCUAGCGAAAACAAGAUGUAACUCACUCUGCGGAUCGGCCAAAAUAUCCAAUGCCUCUUACAACUCAGCUGAGAUGGCGUCGCAUGGCGCCACCGCACGCAUUCGAGUGGAUAAUUCUUCAUCAUUUCACCUGGUGGAUGAACUGUCUCCUUUUGAUAAUUACGUAGGUAGUGCUGAUGCUACCAGGGCGUCUACAGACUGCAAGGUGCCCGACCCAAUCAACUGGUUCUGUGGGGUUUUGGUGCCCCCGCAGUUGCGGCUAGCGCAGGUCAGUUUUCGACGUAGUCUACGCCUGGUAGCUGAACUGGCCACUCGUCGAGCAGCCCUACUUCAUUCGGCCAAACAGCUGUCGGACUUGAUUGAAACACGAGAUCGGCUUGACAGUGAAUCCUUGGUCUCACCAAAUCCUGUACCUGCUCAACCAUCUCAGACCACACACUAG